This is a messenger RNA of Ailuropoda melanoleuca (giant panda), 1700 nucleotides long. Its product is annotated as CMRF35-like molecule 1. The transcript has 3 exons. NCBI's taxonomy places the organism in Eukaryota, Metazoa, Chordata, Mammalia, Carnivora, Ursidae. Bases 540 to 1028 code for a protein of 162 amino acids. The record is from RefSeq and is a predicted model, not a curated record.
GGGGGGUGGGUGGGCAGAGAGAAACAGGAACCACAAGCACUUGAAAACUGGUCCAUAAGAUGCUGACCCAGCUUGUGCGCCUCACUCAGAAGGCAGCCUGGAGGGGACACUCGUGUGCUAGGAUUGGCCAGGCACCAGCGAUGCAAGGAGGGGACAGGCUCAGCUGCCUGACAGCCCACAGCCCACCUGAAGAGUAACUGGAAUUCUGGGGACAAAGGCGACGAGACAGAUAUAAAGCAAGUGCCAUGAAGCUGGGGAGGGAGGGAUUCAGCACCCUGGGCAGCUGGGAAGGCAGGUGCGACUUUGAGUUGACUCCUGAAUGACCAAACCGGUAGGGAAAUGGGGGCAUUCCAGGCAGAACUUCUGGCAGAAGUUAGUCUGAGCCUGCAAUUGCACGGAAGGGAACUUAACCCCAGGGACGCUGAUUGGUGGCAGGGCCACCCAAUCAGCUAAUUGCCCUUCUGUGAUGUGGGGGAGAUGGGCGAGGUCUCCUUAUUUCUCAGGUGGAGAACUGGAAGCUCAGAGAGGUGAAGUGACCAAUGUCACAGAGUGUGUCAUCUGAGGAGUCAGAACCAGGUCUCAUCUCUCUGAUCCUGGAGGCUAAUUCACCUCUUUUCUUCCAGAUUUCUCUUCCCCAGACCUGGGAGCCCUGCGAGUCUAGGGAUGGGCUUUCUAAUUCUGAUUGUUCUUGUCUUUUAGCUGCUGGGACAUCCCCAGAGCAGGUGCUCCAGCCCCCGGAGGGGGACCUUUGCUAUGCAAAUCUGGCCCUGCAGUCAACCGGGACCUCCCACGACCCCUCCCAGAGGAAGGCCUGCACAAAGCCCACCUCCUCUGCCCUGGAUGAUCAGCGGGAAGUGGAAUACGUCACCAUGGCCCCUUUCCCGAAGGAGGACAUUUCCUACGCGGCUCUGUCUUGGGAGCUUUUGAAUCAGGAGCCAACCUACUGCAACAUGAACUACCACGUUGCCCGUGUUCCCAGCAGGAGCCACGAGGAGUCCAUGGAAUACAGCAGCAUUAGGAGACCUUAGCCUGAGCUCCAGGCUCCCCUCUCCAACCCCUCACGAGGCCUGUGAGCAUGUUCCUGCUCUGUCUGCUUUCUGCCCCCAGUCAUCUCACAGGGACCAACCGUGACUGAAGCCUCAACCUGGUCUCAGGGGGCUUUUGGGAGGUAGAUGGUGGUCUCUUUACAUCCCUUUAUCUCCCAUAUAGCUUGGGAGGGGGUUGGGAAUAUGCUCUGGAGCUGCCAAGGGAGUAAUAAUGAUAAUGAUACUACUAAUAAUUGACCUUUAUUUAUUGCUUACCAUGUGUGGUGGGCUGAAUAAUGGCCCCCAAAGUUAUCUGCGUCCCAAUCCCUAGAACCUGUGAAUAUGGCAAAAGGAGCCGUGCGAAUGUAUGGAGUUGAGAAUUUUGAGAUGGGGAGAGUAUUCUGGAUUUUCCAGGUGGGCCCUAAAUGUAAUCACAAGGGUCCUCGUAAGAAGGAGGCAAGGUCACAAGAGGAGAAGGAAGCCGAUGACAGACGCAGAGGUUGGAGUGAUGUGGCCAGAAAAGGCAAGCAAUGGAUUGUUCCCCCCUGGAGGGUCUAGAAGAAACCAGCCCUGCCAACACCCUGACUUUAGUCCAGUGAAACAAAUUUUGUCCUUCUGGCCUCCAGAAUUGUAGGAGAAUAAGCUGAUGUUGUGUUAAUGAAGCCAGUAAACCUG